AUACUCCCUGUCCAUCUCACAUUCUCAUUGCAGACCGCUGCCCCAUGGCAUUCGACCAGAAACAGCUGAGGUUUGCUUGUUCACAAAGGAUGAACCCAAUUUAUCGGCAGAACAGACUGAAAAUCUCUACAGAAAACUUUUAAUCCAGAAUGGGAUCAGAAGCGUUAGCCAGAUCAUCUCAUACAAAACUCUCAAAAAAGAGUACAAACUGUUUGAAGCAAAGCGCCGCCUCCUGAACAGAUUUGAUCUCUUUCUGUCUGAUGACCGAAUUAGAAGGCUCUUGCCCUCACAUCUAGGAAAACACUUCUAUGAAAGAAAAAAGGUACCUUUAUCUGUAAACCUGAAAGCCAGAAAUCUUGGGAAGGAACUACAAAAACAUAUCCAAGGGACUACACUCCCAGUUACCAACAAAGGGUGCUGUUAUACAGCACGUAUAGGUCACACUGGAAUGAAAGCUGAUGAGAUAGUAGAUAAUAUCAUUGCAGCAGCUGAGGUGAUUGCUAAGAAGUUGCCAAAGAAUUGGAAAAAUGUAAAAAUUCUUCACCUCAAAACACUUAAAUCAGUUGCACUUCCAAUUUUUACUGCAAAUAUCUCCAACUUGGAUGAGCUUGACAGACAGCCAUCUCUCAAAAAAAAAGAAGUAAAGAAGGGAAAGAACAAGAAACCGAAGAAUGCAGCUAAAAAACUGAAUUCAAGUCAAGUCACUUUGACAGCUGAAAGUAAUGCUGCUGCUCCUGGUACCCAGGAGCUUACCAUAAAAGAAAAGGAAGAAGUAGUCCAAGAAGAAGGUGAUGAUGAUGAAGAAAUUCCACAACUGGUGCCUGUGCAAACAACUAUCUUAGAUGAACUAAAGAAAAUGGAACCAAGUCCAGGAAAAGGUGACAACCUGGGCAAAAAACGUAAAACACCUCUCGGUAAGAGAAAGAAACAACCUCUAGCUCUGAAGACUCCAAAAGCAAAACAUAAAGUUACAGAAGAGUGUGCAGAGUUGCAGACAUCACCAAAACAGAAAAAAACCAAGCAGCUCAGCAUGCCAUCAGAAGCAAUAAAAGAGAAGGAGAUGAAAAAAACUCCCAAAAAGCCUGAAGCAAAGUCUUUUGCAACACCAAAAGCUGGCAAAUCAAUACAGUCAGCCAAGAAGUCUUCAAAAAUGCCAAAGCAGACACCCAAGAAAGUGCACAGACUGCAGUCAGCGUGA
This is a messenger RNA of Antrostomus carolinensis (chuck-will's-widow), 1198 nucleotides long. RefSeq names its product ribosomal L1 domain containing 1 (gene RSL1D1). Gene Ontology annotation, molecular function: RNA binding. Lineage: Eukaryota; Metazoa; Chordata; Aves; Caprimulgiformes; Caprimulgidae. The transcript is spliced from 7 exons. The annotation marks the transcript as partial. The record is from RefSeq and is a predicted model, not a curated record.